AUGGAGUUGCUAGACUCUGGUCCCUCUAGCUCUGGUCCCUCUAUCUCUGGUCCCUCUAUCUCUGGUCCCUCUAUCUCUGGUCCCUCUAGCUCUGGUCUCUCUAGCUCUGGUCCCUCUAUCUCUGGUCCCUCUAUCUCUGGUCCCUCUAUCUCUGGUCCCUAUAACUCUGGUCCCUCUAUCUCUGGUCCCUCUAUCUCUGGUCCCUCUAUCUCUGGUCCCUAUAACUCUGGUCUCUCCAUCUCUGGUCCCUCCAUCUCUGGUCCCUCCAACUCUGGUCCCUAUAACUCUGGUCCCCCCAUCUCUGGUCCCUCUAUCUCUGGUCCCUCCAUCUCUGGUCCCUCCAACUCUGGUCCCUCCAACUCUGGUCCCUCCAACUCUGGUCCCUCUAUCUCUGGUCCCUAUAACUCUGGUCCCUCUAUCUCUGGUCCCUCUAUCUCUGAUCCCUCUAACUCUGGUCCCUCUAUCUCUGGUCCCUCUAUCUCUGGUCCCUAUAACUCUGGUCCCUCCAACUCUGGUCCCUCUAACUCUGGUCCCUCUAUCUCUGGUCCCUCUAGCUCUGGUCCCUCUAGCUCUGGUCCCUCUAGCUCUGGUCCCUCUAUCUCUGGUCCCUCUAUCUCUGGUCCCUAUAACUCUGGUCUCUCCAUCUCUGGUCCCUCUAUCUCUGGUCCCUCUAUCUCUGGUCCCUCUAUCUCUGGUCCCUCUAUCUCUGGUCCCUAUAACUCUGGUCCCUCUAUCUCUGGUCCCUCUAUCUCUGAUCCCUCUAACUCUGGUCCCUCUAUCUCUGGUCCCUCUAUCUCUGGUCCCUAUAACUCUGGUCCCUCCAACUCUGGUCCCUCUAACUCUGGUCCCUCUAUCUCUGGUCCCUCUAGCUCUGGUCCCUCUAGCUCUGGUCCCUCUAGCUCUGGUCCCUCUAUCUCUGGUCCCUCUAUCUCUGGUCCCUCUAUCUCUGGUCCCUAUAACUCUGGUCUCUCCAUCUCUGGUCCCUCCAACUCUGGUCCCUCAAACUCUGGUCCCUCUAUCUCUGGUCCCUAUAACUCUGGUCCCUCUAUCUCUGGUCCCUCUAUCUCUGGUCCCUAUAACUCUGGUCCCUCCAACUCUGGUCCCUCUAUCUCUGGUCCCUCUAUCUCUGGUCCCUAUAACUCUGGCCCCUCUAUCUCGGGUCCCUAUAACUCUGGUCCCUAUAACUCUGGUCCCUCUAUCUCUGGUCCCUCUAUCUCUGGUCCCUCUAUCUCUGGUCCCUCUAUCUCUGGUCCCUCCAUCUCUGGUCCCUCCAACUCUGGUCCCUCCAACUCUGGUCCCUCUAUCUCUGGUCCCUCCAUCUCUGGUCCCUCUAUCUCUGGUCCCUCUAUCUCUGGUCAGUAUAACUCUGGUCCCUCUAACUCUGAUCCCUCUAACUCUUGUCCCUCCAUCUCUGGUCCCUCUAACUCUGGUCCCUCCAUCUCUGGUCCCUCUAACUCUGGUCCCUCCAUCUCUGGUCCCUCUAACUCUGGUCCCUCCAUCUCUGGUCCCUCCAACUCUGGUCCCUCCAACUCUGGUCCCUCCAACUCUGGUCCCUCCAACUCUGGUCCCUCUAACUCUCCUCUCAGGCCUGGGUAUUGGGUUGGGGUUUACUCUGUCUACCUCCCAGAGUGA
Salvelinus namaycush (lake trout) is the source of this 1632-nucleotide messenger RNA. RefSeq names its product spidroin-2-like. The record is from RefSeq and is a predicted model, not a curated record. The coding region runs from base 1 to 1632 and encodes 543 amino acids. Lineage: Eukaryota; Metazoa; Chordata; Actinopteri; Salmoniformes; Salmonidae. The transcript has 3 exons.